This is a messenger RNA of Aspergillus eucalypticola CBS 122712, 610 nucleotides long. RefSeq lists its product as uncharacterized. NCBI's taxonomy places the organism in Eukaryota, Fungi, Ascomycota, Eurotiomycetes, Eurotiales, Aspergillaceae. Bases 152 to 574 code for a protein of 140 amino acids. The record is from RefSeq and is a predicted model, not a curated record. The transcript has a single exon.
UUUUCUCUUCUUUCUCAUACUCAUCUGUUCCGGUCGACAGAUCCUUUUUUUACUUUUUGUGAUGCGACCAGAGUACAUUACUGCGGGCUUCGUGUUUGUGGAGGUGCGCUCUCGGUUGUAACAUUACCUGAAUUUGUUUGUUCUACCUUCGAUGACCUCUUUUAUUUUGCAUGUUUGUUUAUUCCGCCCGACCCUCAAACCAUUGGUGAGGCAUUUGAAAAGUGAUACUCCCCUUAUGCCCCUUGUUUUACAUUUACUCUUUGUCUUGUCUUAUUCCCCUCCCGGUGAUUAUAACACCCUCUUGUGUGGUUUCCUUUUUAUUCUUUCUCACUGCUCAUUCCCUGAAUGUAAGUUAGAUUCUUUCACUACUUUUCUAUUAUCAUUCACAAGAAAUAUGGGACAAAGACAUUUCGAGCUUCCCUUACAAAAAAAAGCACAGGGAUCCCAUUUGAUAUAUACUGCUCUCCAUUAUUCCCUCCCAAGUAACUACUAUGUAUAUGUAAAACCUGUCUCACAUUUCUUUUCUUCAUGUUGCCCCCAUGUGAAGCAAGGUGUAUUUUCCAUUGAUCCCUGAACUAACCAGUUGCUCUCACUAACAUUCCAAACCUUG